Molecule: messenger RNA, 2105 nt
Organism: Oreochromis niloticus (Nile tilapia)
Lineage: Eukaryota; Metazoa; Chordata; Actinopteri; Cichliformes; Cichlidae
Product: tyrosyl-DNA phosphodiesterase 2-like
Exons: 6
Coding region: 1026-1904 (292 amino acids)
Biological process (GO): double-strand break repair
Cellular component (GO): cytoplasm; PML body
Molecular function (GO): 5'-tyrosyl-DNA phosphodiesterase activity; single-stranded DNA binding
Source: RefSeq, a predicted model, not a curated record
GCCCUUUAGGCGACUGUUGUUGUGAUUUUCCAGUGUAUAAAUAAAACAGAAUUUAAUUGAAAUUGUAAAUAUUUGGCUUGCCUAUGUGGGCAGCUAUAAAACUUCAGCAGAGCUUGAAGCUGUUGAUUUUGGAGCAGUGAGACGGUGACGCUGGUGUUCCAACAGUUUGUAGUUCAUGGGAGCUUGAGCUUUGGUGGUUCCUGGGUGUGAGCUUGGUGGACGGGCCCAGGUAGGAGAAUGAUUAAAUCACAACUCCAAGAGGCAUUUUGAAAGUGAAGCACAUUUAUUUUUCCAACAGACGACAAGACAAACACUUCUGGCCAUCAGCCUCCACAGACAGAUUCCAACACAACUCAGCCCCAACAACACCAGCACCACACUAAGACCACAUGUGCUUUAAUACUAUUGGGAAAACACCAUAAGAAGUUUCUUAUACCCACAAAAAUAAAUACAUAUAUAAUAAUAUACUUAUAUAAAACCAGUUAAUAACUAUUUGCAACCUCCAUCCAUAUUUAUACCUCCCUAAUGCCCAAUCCCCAUUCUGUACAUUAAAUUAACUUGUUGCCAAGAGGUGUGGUCAAAUAUCCAGUCAGAUUUAUGCCAGAAGCUUGUUGAUGGCUACCAAAAGAGUCUGGACAAAUUACAACUUGCUAAGGGACAUUUAACUAAGUAUUAAAUGGGCUAUAUGUCAUCAUUGAAGACACUGAUUUCUGUAUAUUGUGUACAUUGCACACUUUUUAAACCUGUUGUGGUGUUGUAUCAAACCUUAAUUUCUUUGUUUUGUGAUACAUGCUGAACCUCUGUUGUUGGUUUGUUUGCUUUUGUGUGGUCAUUGGCCUUUUUCUGUAGCUAUGUUUAUUAAAGGUUGGAAUACUACUAUGAAUCAACAUACUAUGAAUCAUAGUAUGUUGACAUGCCUGGGUGUAUUUGCAGCCAAGCCCUCUUUAAGUUAUAGUGAAUGAAUAGAAAGCAUAACCUUCCAGUCACGUUUCUUUCAGAGAGCCUUGAACUAGUUUGAAGCCGACAUGGAGAGUGACUCUGAAACACACAGUGGUGAAGAUACUACUCCAGAUGACUGGAUGGAAUUGGCUGAUGACAGUCCUGCUCACAGUCCUGCUGCCUCACAGAAACCCUCAGACAAAGAGGAUUUUAAACUGUCCCUGAUCACCUGGAAUGUGGAAGGGAUUAAUGGGGAAAAACUUCCAGAGCGUGCCAGAGGCCUGGUUAAAUAUUUAAAUGUAUACAACCCUGAUGUGGUGUUCCUGCAGGAGCUCAUUGACCCUUAUGUCCAGUUCUUAAAGAAACGGUUUGAGAGCUACCUGAUGAUUGAAGGUGCUGAGGAAGGUUACUUUACAGGGAUGUUGCUGAAAAAGUCACGAGUCACAUUGGUGGAGAGUGAGAUAGUACCUUAUCGCACCACUAAGAUGAUGAGGAACCUGCUUGUCGCUCAGGUGAUCGUUGACGGCCAGAAGCUGUGCCUGAUGACAUCCCACCUUGAGAGCGGUAAGGCAUGUUCUAAAGAGCGUAUGAAUCAGCUGCAUGUGGUGAAGUGGAGGUUUAAACGUGCACCUGAUGACGUCACCGUCGUGUUUGGGGGAGACACAAACCUGAGGGAUGCGGAGGUGACCAAGGUGGGCCUGCCUGCAACUGUCUGUGAUGUGUGGGAGCGACUGGGCAAGCAGGAGCACUGCCGCUACACAUGGGACACCACUACUAACACCAACAAAACUUUACCCUUUGUCGCUCGCUGUCGCUUUGACAGAAUCUACCUCCGCCCGGCUAUCAAACGUGGAGUCCCUCGUCUGGCCCCUGAUCACAUGGCCUUGGUGGGGCUGGAGAAGCUGGACUGUGGCCGCUACACUAGUGAUCACUGGGGAAUCUACUGCACCUUCUCAGCUGAGUAGAACUACACAAAACAACCAGAAACAUGACAGUUAAUCAUUUUACUUUAGAUCAGCUGCUCUUGAAAUUACUGUAACACUAUGCAGGAAGAUGUUCUUAUUGCCUGUAAAUUAUUUAUCCUUAUUUAAUCAGUUCAAUUUCAUUUAUCCUCUAAUGUGUGUCUGCUUAAGUGUCUUAUGUGGUUAAAAUGACAAAAAUAUGAA